UGCACUUCUGAUUCAGGCGGACUCUGAGCUGCAGCUGCUCCCGGCUCCUUUCCAGAAGGGCCCAGCCAACUGAGAUUCAAACUUCACUUUUCCUCCUCAAACCAUUUCUAAAAUGGCUGGGAAAAGGGUCGGACUCGCCCUAGCCACAGAAGCGAUUUUGCUGGUGUUGGUGACUUCUGAAAGUUUUAAGGUGGAAAUCACUCCAGGACCCAGAAUCGCCGCUCAGAUUGGCAAUGUAACCGUGUUGACCUGCAUCGCUACUGGGUGUGCGGCUCCAUCGUUCUCUUGGAGAACCCAGAUAGACAGUCCUCUUGGGGGGGAAGUAGAACCAGGAGCAAAGAAGUCCAUCUUGACCAUGAACCCCGUGGACUUCAAGAAUGAACACUCUUACUUGUGUACCGCCUUUUGUGAGAAUAAGAAAAUGGAGAGGGCCGUCCAGGUGGAGCUUUACUCUUUUCCCCAAGAUCCAGUGAUUACAAUGAGUGACUUUCUGGAGGUGGGGAAGCCUGCCACCAUCACCUGCCAAGUCCCCCAGGUUUAUCCAUCAGAGCGCUUGAAGAUUGAACUCCUGAAAGAUGGGCACAUCAUUGAGAGCAAAGAGUUUUUCAUGGAUGAGGAGAAGAAAUCUCUGGAGACCAAGAGCUUGGAGGUGACCAUUACCCCCACCAUUCUUGACAUUGGGCAAUCCAUCACUUGUCUGGCUGAAUUGCCAAUUGAUGACAUGGAGUUUCUUCCCAAGCUGAGGAAAACCACACAGAAGCUCCCCAUUAAUACUGCACCAAAGAAUACAGUCGUCUCCAUCACCCCCUCCAAUGUUGUGCAGGCAGGUGACUAUGUGAAGAUGACAUGUUCCAGUGAAGGCCUUCCCGCUCCAGAGAUUUCUUGGAGUAAGAAAAGGAGGGAUGGGAAUCUGGAAAUUCUUUCCCACAAUGCAACUCUCAUUCUAAAUGCCGCGAUGACAACAGAUUCUGGACUGUAUGUGUGUGAAGGAACUAAUCGGGUUGGCAAAGAUAAAAAAGAAGUGGAACUGAUUGUUCAAGAUGAAAGCUUCAAAGCUGAGAUCUUAGAAAGACCCAAAAUCACUGCCCAGAUUGGCAACUUGACCGUGUUGACCUGUAGUGUUACCGGAUGCCCGAACCCAUCUUUUUCUUGGAGAACCCAGACUGACAGUCCUCUCGAAGGGAAAGUAAAGAACGAAGACACCAGGUCUACCUUGACCAUGAGCCCUGUUGGCUUCAAGAAUGAACACUCUUACCUGUGUACUGCCUUUUGUGGAACUAGGAAAAUGGAGAGUGACAUUCAAGUGGAACUUUACUCUUUCCCCCAUGAUCCAGUGAUUACAAUGAGUGAUUUUCUGGAGGUGGGGAAGCCUGCCACCAUCACCUGCCAAGUCCCCCAGGUGUAUCCAUCGGAGCGCUUGAAGAUCGAACUCCUGAAAGAUGGGUACAGCAUUGAGAGCAAAGAGUUUUUCAUGGACGAGGAGAAGAAAUCUCUGGAGACCAAGAGCUUGGAGGUGACCAUUACCCCCACCACUCUUGACAUUGGGCAAUCCAUCAGUUGUCAGGCUGAACUGCCGAUUGAUGACAUGGAGUUUCUUCCCAAGCUAAGGCUAACCACACGGAGGUUGAAUAUUGGCAUCGCACCAAGGAAUACAGUCAUCUCUGGCGCUCCCACCACUACUGUGCAGGAAGGUGAUUAUGUGACAGUGUCAUGUUCCAGUGAAGGUCUUCCGGCUCCAGAGAUUUCUUGGAGUAAAAGACUGGAUAAUGGGGAUCUGGAAUUUCUUUCCCAGAAUGCAACUCUCACUUUCAAUGCCACAGUGACAGAAAAUUCUGGAAUUUAUGUGUGUGAAGGAAGUAACCAGGCUGGCAAAGAAAGAAAAGAGGUGGAGUUAAUUGUUCAAGUUCCACCAAAAGACACAGUGCUUGUAGCUUUCCCUUCCAACAGUGUUAAAGAAGGAGACACUGUAACUAUCUCUUGCACAUCCGUGGGUGUUUCUCCCAGUCAAAUUGUCUUAAGGAAGAAAGCUGAUCCGGGAGAGCAAGUACUGGAAUCCAGAAAUGGUCAUUAUACUAUACAUGCUGCUCGGUUAGAGGAUGCAGGAAUUUAUGAAUGUGAAUCCAAAACUGAGGUUGGACGGCAAUUGAGAAGCCUAAAUCUUGAUGUUAAAGUACCACCUCGAAACACAACAAUAUUGAUUCACCCAUCUAGAAAUGUAAAUGAAGGGGAAAAUGUCACCAUUACAUGUAAAACAUUUAGCCAUCCGCCUGCAGUGAUUGUCCUGAAAAAGGUUGAUCUGGCCAACGAAGUAUCCAUAUGUUCAAAGAAUGGAACCUUUACUUUGUAUCAUGUCACCCCAAAUGACACCGGGGUAUAUGUGAUUAGUGUUUCCAAUGAGGUUGGAAAAGACUCGGAACAGAUUGAAAUCUCAGUUAAGAGAAGGGAAAACCACAUAGACUACUUUUCUCCUGAACUUGUUGCACUCUACUGCGUCGCCUCCCUCAUCAUCCCAAGCGUCGGAAUGAUCAUUUUCCUCGUGAGGAAAGCCAACGUCAAGGGUUCCUACAGCCUGGUAGAUGCACUCAAAUCCAAAGUGUAGCUUUCAAGCCUUCUGCCAGAGACAAUGGAGGCGUCUAUCACCUGAACUCAAUGUGGACUCCUGCCAUAACCUUGGACUCUCCCUGUGGUGAUCACAUGACCUCAGUCCCCUACCUGUGGUAAUCACACGGAAGCAAGUGUUUGCAGAGUGUUUGCACUUAGUGCCACAGGCAGGAAGCCAAUAGGAAAUCCCCGGGAAAUGGUGGAUUUCUUCAGCCACAAGAGCAGAAUGGAGGCAACUCUGAUCCGAUGUAAAUUUAGCAUUCUCAGUUCUUGUACAUAUGUAUGAUAAAUGUUCUAGUUCCACUGAAGAUUAGUUUGGAAUAAAGCAACUUAGCUCAGAAGUAUCCUCCAAAGAAGACUGUCAAAUACUGUUGCUUAAUACAUUUAGAAAAUAGUGUACCUGUAAUUUUGAUUGUUCAUAUCUUGUUAACAUUUAUGAAUUAUGUCCUUUUUUACCGUCCUAAUUCCUCUUCAAGCAAAUUCAUUCCUCUAGAAACACUGAAAGUGAUAUUAUGCUUGGUAAAAAUGCCAGCAACCCCCAAAUUUGCAGAACCCCUGCAAAUUUACCAAAUGUACACUUGCUUGGCUUUCAGGUACAAUAAUCAGAAAUGACCAGUGGUGGCCCUUCCAACCUAUGCAGGGGAAAGUUCAUGGUAAAUAGAAAAUUUUUAUGGUCCUUCAGUACUCUCAUGGAACUUGCCCUCAACUGCUAGUUGCGGUUAGUCUCCAGGACCAAGCUCCUCACUUGAGUAGUCACUUGGACUACGGAUGCGGUACGGUUGUGGUAUUUUCAGAAAGCAGAAUCCUGGGUAACUUUGACUCUAUGUCUCUAAUGAAUGAUCAGUCUGUGACUAGUAAACUAGUUAAAAUUGUGAAACUGGA
Molecule: messenger RNA, 3483 nt
Organism: Tachyglossus aculeatus (Australian echidna)
Lineage: Eukaryota; Metazoa; Chordata; Mammalia; Monotremata; Tachyglossidae
Gene: VCAM1
Product: vascular cell adhesion molecule 1
Exons: 10
Coding region: 113-2599 (828 amino acids)
Biological process (GO): cell-cell adhesion
Cellular component (GO): membrane
Molecular function (GO): integrin binding
Source: RefSeq, a predicted model, not a curated record